CAAAAACCGGAUGUACGUACAACCCACUGCGCGGUGUCAUUUGUUUGUUAUUUUCUUGAAAAUGUCGAGAGCGAAGCUGCUAAUUCUCUGUAUUCGCUAAUAACAUUGAUAAAAUUGUGUUUUUAGAUACCGACACAUCUUUGAUAUAGAAAAAUAAACGAAUCGCCUCAGUAGCCUGCUAACAAAACGUCGCCUAAAAAUGUACGUCACCGUGUGUCGUAGCUAAGUAACCGGGCCCAGCGUCACUCAGUCUAUAAUGUUAGUGCUUUUGUUAACAACACAGGCUAGUAGAUAUAUUUUCGAUUAUUCGAAGCUCGGCUCAUGGAGCAAAAUGAUCUUCAACGUCUUCACAAUUCUUCAUAAACAAAAUGCCUAAGAUGGUGCCACAUUUCCUAUUUUUGCUGUUUUCGUUGACUGAUGCACAAACUGUUGUUUUCCAGCCAUCCUAUAUCAUUGCUACUGGACCAAGAAUUACUGCGCUUUUACUUGGAAACACAAAAGACAUCACUUUGAAUGUGCGCACUGUGUUACCGUCAGAUGUAACAGGAAACCUUGACCCUCCAUCAUGUAAAGCUGGGGAAACACAGUGGAUUCUCACAAGCGAACUGGUUGGACAGAAUGCACUUCGGGUUCAUCUGAGACUAAACAGAACUCUGCAAUUGUGUGGUGAAAAUAAAACAGAUUGUUGUCCAAAGACACUGUGUGUUCUGGAGACCCUGCAGGUAUCUGCCUGUGCAGGUGACACAUCUCAGGCGUCAUUGCUGAUCCAGGCCAAGAUUUAUGCUCUUUUGCUUCCUGAUAAUCCUGGAUCUGACAAUAAAACUGUCAUCCCAAACCAAGUGUACGAGCCUCUGGGCUCCUGUCCCUGUGACUUCACUGAUAGAACAUGUGAUAUCCGCUGUUGCUGUGACAAGGACUGUUCGACUGAGGAGUUGAAGCUCUUUGAGUCUCACUGCCUCCCAGGACCAUUCGGUGGACAGAUCUCUCAAGUGCCAGACUAUCAAUGCUCUGCACAGAAAGAAGACUCUCCAGAUUGGUUUCCAUUUUUAUGUGUCUUGUCCCCACCCGAAAACAACCCUUAUCUCGGGCUCUUCUACCAUGGAGAGGAAAUAUCAACAAAGCCUCGCCCAUCCUUCAAAAAGCCUAUUUUGUCAGCACCGAUACAAGUUGAUAUCUACCGCCAAGGAAGUCCCAUUUUCACUCUGAACAAUCAGUUGUUCACUAUUCCCCAGAUGGCCCUUGGACAUUGUGUUCACAAUGCUCCGGUUGCAUUUUUGGAGAAUUUUAGCUUCAAAUGUGUAACCAUGCUGCGGUCUUGUCCAACUGGUUACCCUUUACAAACACCUCUAUCAGAUUUACGUAUUCAAGUGAACAAUGGGCAAGGGGAUGAAGUCACAGUGGUAGUGAUUGAUAAGUUGGUCGAGGAUUUGACUGGAUUCAUGUCAACUGGCGAAUCAGUUAUUACAUCAGUUAUGGUCCAGGAGUGUCAAAAUGUGAACCUGGCUUUGGAUUACAAAUUCUUCUGGAAAGGAAAUAGCAUCACAAAUAUAACACUGACUCGCUCUAUAGGGACAAUCAGUGUGAAUGGCAACGUGACGUUAACUACAAGGUAUUCUGCUGUGUUCCUGUCUGGAGAAUUUAUGGGCGAGUCAAACUCUGGCAACCCAGGUUAUCAGGUGGGAAGACCCAUCAUUGCAGGAAUUGAGGACACACAAAGUGGUACUUUCUCUGUGCAGAGGACAUCCUUGAAUCUUUGGAAACCAGUGAAUGAGGGGCUGUGUUUGACCGCUGAGAAACAACCAGUCCUAUUUGCUGAGAAUUCAACAUCAGGAUGCCUAUUGACUGUCACCAGUGACGACAUGAGCCAGUGUGAUAUCCUCAGAAACAAGGUUUAUUCCCUCCAAGAAAACUUGAUUCCAGCCAUGUACGUUGCAAAGAUUGGGAACCCAAAUUCUCAAACCAAAACAGACUGGCUCAACAUAGACUUUAUGAACACAAGCAAAACAUCUGAAGAUGGACACGGCUCAUGCGGCGAGAUACCAUCUCAUAUUCAUAUACACAUUUGGAGUUUUGUCACAGGAAUGAUUGAUGGAAAUGCCCAAAGGAAUAUCCAAUCUAUACAAGUUCGCUCUACUCUGUCCACCUGGACAUUUGAGUUUGGAGGAGGGGAUAUCAGAGAGACGCAGUUGUUUCCUGUCACCUCUUCAGUUACCUUUAUUGACAUUCCUAUCAAUACUGGACCUCCAAAAACCAGAUUCCAGAUCAACUUUACAGAGUAUGAUUGCAACAGGAAUGAUGUAUGUUGGCCUCAGCUCGUCUUUCCCGUUACCAAGUAUUACACCGGUGAGCCACAUUCUCAGUCAUUGGCUAAAGGCCUUAUCUUGGUAUUCCUCCUCAUCACUGCAUCACUUCUUGGGACUCCCUGGAUGCAAAUCCGGCAGGCUUGGAAUAGUUCCUCUCUGUAACCGAGGAUUCUUUGCACUCCCGUAGGAAAAUUACAUAGUACUGUAAAUAUUUACUGUAUGUAUUUAUGAAGAAGAACAAACUUUAAUAUUUCACUGUUCCCUGAGAGUAGCUUUACUUUUUGCAUGUAGUAUACAAAAUGCUACAGUAUGUACACACAGGCUUGCACAAAUAAGUCAUACACCACUCCACAUGAGGUAAAUCUCACUCACAAGCAGUCCCAGUUGCCACUGCUGGUUCAUGUACUGUAUAUAUUGUGUAUAAUGGUUGGUGCACCAUUUUGUAAUAAAAUAACAGUUUGUCAAGAUUAUACAUUUUUUAGGCUCCAUCCUUUGAUAUAGGGUGCAAGUACUCACCAAUAUAGUGCAGUGAGCGAGUGCCUUCCUGAUAGCUAAUGUCAAAACCACUGGUGUUUUAUCUUAUAACUAACAUACAGCACGAGACCUGAUAGAGUUGCUAAAAUGCUGUAAAUUAUGCCACCUGACUUAGGGCAAGAAGCAGGGUAACCUGAACUGGUUGCCCAUCAAUCACUAUGAAUCACAUCUAUCAAUCUCGAACCUGGAUCUCCUGACUGAAUGCAUAUGUGCUAACUACCUUACUGCCAGAAUCUUACAAUCUUUGUGGCAUAUUGUGCUGUGAAAGUAAAGGACUUAUUCACACACUGAUGAUGAAGAAUCAUAAGUGUAGGAGCCAUUUCUACUUUGUUUUGGUCUGAGUUUGUUUUAUUUUGGAUUUAUUUUGGUGCUGGUGUUUGUUUAUGCUUGGUGAAUUAUAUUUAAUUUGAUCACUGGUGUCGUUAUUGAGGAACCCUAUGUAAGGGCGGAGGUGACGCCAUGGGCAGAGUGAGGCAAGGUCACACGGUUUUUAGUUUUUGUAGUGAUUAUCAAGUCCUACCACUUUUCUGUGUGUUGUUGAUCCAGGCCAUAACACGUUCCAAUGAAACAACAUCCAAACAGAUGGUUAAUGAGUGGUAUGAAUGGUGUGACUUCCUGUCACCCUGUCAUGCCCUGUCACUAAUAUAAUUCACCAAAUAAAGACCAGCACCAAAAUAAACCCAAAACAAACUAAAUAACCUAGACAUAGACAAAGCAUAAAUGGCUCCUAUAAUAUGUUCAGCAUCUUUUUCAAGGGUCCUCUGUCAGGACUGAGGGCAAGUUAGGGUUCAAUAAUAUUGCAAUAAUAUUGUCAUGAUCUGUGUGCUGCUUUGCUGCCCUCUAUCUGCCAUUUGUUGCAGAACACCUCUGAGCCACGAGGAGGAGCUAAUUGGCUACACCUGUGCCUCAUUAGAGUGGCUUCUUAAACUAUGUGCAGACUACACUCCAGUGCCAGAUUGUUACCUGAUGCACCACAGAGACCUGCUCCUUCCAGCAACUCCUGUAUCUCAGUGUAUUCGGCUUUCUGGUAAUUUCCUAGUCUGUCUUUUGUAAGUAGCUUGUUCCCUGCUUGGCUACCUCCAGCAGUGGUCUUUUUGAGUUCUGUUGUACUUUCUGCUAGUGUUGGUAGCAGCUCUUUUAGUUAAUACUUUUGUGCUUGUUUCCUGCUCUGUUACCGUGCUUGGCAGUGUUUUCUGUUCUUGUUAUUUCUUUCCCAGUGACUAGGUCCAGGUGUAUUUAAGUUGUUACU
Dunckerocampus dactyliophorus (ringed pipefish) is the source of this 4086-nucleotide messenger RNA. It is a transcript of the gene tctn2, whose product is annotated as tectonic family member 2. Gene Ontology annotation, cellular component: MKS complex. Lineage: Eukaryota; Metazoa; Chordata; Actinopteri; Syngnathiformes; Syngnathidae. Gene Ontology annotation, biological process: protein localization to ciliary transition zone; smoothened signaling pathway; cilium assembly. The coding region runs from base 369 to 2465 and encodes 698 amino acids. The record is from RefSeq and is a predicted model, not a curated record. The transcript has 18 exons.